Molecule: messenger RNA, 691 nt
Organism: Nicotiana attenuata
Lineage: Eukaryota; Viridiplantae; Streptophyta; Magnoliopsida; Solanales; Solanaceae
Product: non-specific lipid-transfer protein 1-like
Exons: 1
Coding region: 108-479 (123 amino acids)
Biological process (GO): lipid transport
Cellular component (GO): membrane
Molecular function (GO): lipid binding
Source: RefSeq, a predicted model, not a curated record
CCUUUCAGCAUGUCUACCAAGAGCUUCAUUCCCUUUUGAGACCAACAAUUUUAAUAAUAUAAUCAUCCAUUUUUGUUGUAUUCAUUGCGUAUUAAUAUCAAAUACCAAUGGCCAUCUCGAGAAAGCUUGUUAAACCUCUUUCUCUGCUGCUCCUUUACAUGGUAUUAUUAGCAGAAUCGCCACCGCACGCCGAAGCGGCAAUCACAUGUAGCACGGUGGUCAACAGCCUAAUUCCGUGCCUUAGCUACGUAAUGAACGGCGGUAAGGUGCCGCCGACUUGCUGCAAGGGGAUUAAAUCCCUCUAUGGCGCCGCCAAGACCACGGCGGAUCGCCGGAGUGUUUGCUCGUGUUUGAAAACCGCUGCCUCAAGUGUUAGUGGUAUCAACUUUAAGAAUGCUGCUGCCCUUCCUGGCAAAUGUGGCGUCAAAAAUAUUCCCUUCAAGAUUAGCCCUAAAGCCGAUUGCUCAAUGGUGAAGUAAAAGACAGCAUGAUGUAUGGGAAUAUAUAUAAUAUAUCAAGCAAAACUGAACUCUGUAUGACAAAUAUAGAGUGAGAAUAAUAGUUCUAUUGUCUCUAUUCUUGUUAGAGAUAUUUAAAUGUGUUUUUGUGACUGUCUUUAAUUUGGUUUUCAAUGGUUGUGUAUCAUGAAUAUCGUGUUUCAUCCAAUGAUCAUCAAUUAAUGUUUUGCAGA